UGUUGUCCAAGGGCCUGUGCCGAAGGAUUGGCAAGGUUUCUCGGUCAAGUUUGCCGAGUCCCUUAAAGCUUGCUAUGCAGAUAGGUCGUACUAUGGCCCUCCAGAUUUCUUGUGCCAAUACUGUGGUGCCUCCUUUUGGUUUGCUGAGUGUUCAAAGUCCAGAUCAUCCUGGACACAACGUAAGAUGGUUUAUAAUCGCUGUUGUAAAGGCGCUAAGGUAUAUAUUCCUCCCUUUAAGGAUCCCCCGGCCUAUCUUCGGGAGCUCCUUCGAUUCGAUGGUACUUCUCGUGCUAAAAAAUUCAUCCGGACUAUACGUGAGUACAACUGUAUGUUCGCUUUCACUUCGAUGGGUGCUACUAUUGAACGCUCGUUUGGUAGCAGUCGUGGACCUAAGAUUUUUAAGAUCAGUGGUCAAGUGUCUCAUCGUAUUGGUUCGUUGGUGCCUAGCGGUGAUGAUACCCCUAAGUUUGCUGAGUUGUAUAUACAUGACCCAGCUAAUGAGAUUAGACAUAGGAUCAAUGCCUUAAAUCCAGAUGAUAAGCCUACUGGGGGUGUGGAUGAGAGUAUUGUGGUUGGUCUUAGAGACAUGCUUAAUGAGUUUAACCCAUUGGUACAGACCUUUCGGGAGGCGAGUAAGAUGAUAGAGGAUCGUGGUGAUGAACCCAUCGAGGAUAUCUCGAUUCGUAUUAUUGGACCUUCUGAGGGCGAUAGUCCACAAUUUAGUUUGCCUACAACCACUGGGCUUGCUGCUUUAGUUGUCGGUGGCGGCUUCACGUUAGAGGCAUCUUCUCGUGAUAUUGUUGUUUGCAGUCGUUCCGACGGUUUGCAGCAGAUAUCUUCUCUAAACACUGCAUUCAUGCCUCUGCAAUACCCGUUGCUUUUCCCUUAUGGAGAGAGAGGGUUCCAGGUGGAUGUUCCUCACUUGAUUGUUCCUGAAGAAGAUGAUGACGAUGGACCUAUAGAUCAUAAUCCUGCACCUGGAAGUCCGGCCGUUGAGGUGUCCUCUUCAUACCCUUCUUGUUGGGUUUCGUAGUAAUUUCAAAAUUUUCCUACGCACACGCAA
Triticum dicoccoides is the source of this 1063-nucleotide messenger RNA. RefSeq lists its product as uncharacterized. The record is from RefSeq and is a predicted model, not a curated record. Bases 185 to 1033 code for a protein of 282 amino acids. The transcript is spliced from 2 exons. Lineage: Eukaryota; Viridiplantae; Streptophyta; Magnoliopsida; Poales; Poaceae.